This is a messenger RNA of Vavraia culicis subsp. floridensis, 306 nucleotides long. RefSeq lists its product as uncharacterized. Lineage: Eukaryota; Fungi; Microsporidia; Pleistophoridae. The record is from RefSeq and is a predicted model, not a curated record. The coding region runs from base 1 to 306 and encodes 101 amino acids. The transcript has a single exon.
AUGGAAAAGCUUUUCAAAGAUAUAAAUAUUCGUGCAUGUCACAGAACAACGGCAUGCAACGCCACUUAUCAUCACUUAGACAUAUUUAUCGUGUCACUCUGCGCAAAGUUCUGUCAUGUGGCCUUUACGAUGUGUACAAGGAAUUCAUAUCUACAAAAACAUGAAGAAUCACUCAUUUAUUUAAAACGCGGCCGGAGGGGUGCUAACAACAAUUUGAUGUCAGCCUGCUACAAUCAUGCAAACAAGCACCAAAGCACGAAUAUGGGAGGUGGAAUCAACAGCGAGAAUGCUGGUGAUUACGAAUAA